UGUCUUGUCACGUGUGCAUGUCAUACUACUCUUUAUGGUGUUGAACACAUGCUUACAUUUUGUUCGUUUUGGCUAUCUCGAUGCAAAACGUCUUCCGUCGCUACAUGGUUUCAUUUCUUUUGUGUAAACAUCCCGACGAAUUCAUUAGUUCAUGAACCAAGUUAUCCNAAAAAAAUCUAUGAUGCAAAACGUUUCACGGACGUCGGCUUCGCCCACUACGAUCUGUUCUUCACGGAUGGCAGUUGCCCGUCGGAUACCAUAAUGAAACGUUUUCUGCAGAUUUGUGAACAAUCUGUGGGUGCCAUUGCUGUGCAUUGUAAGGCCGGUUUAGGUCGAACUGGAACAUUGAUUGCGUGUUAUCUGAUGAAGCAUUACAAAUUCAAUUCACGAGAGGCCAUCGCCUGGUGUCGAAUAUGUCGACCCGGUUCGAUAAUUGGACCACAACAACAUUGGUUAGAUGUGGUGGAAUCGAUUUGUUGGCAAAGCGGAGAAAUUUAUCGUGUGAAUCAACGAUACCUGGCGAGUCGACAGGGUGGCGGCGCGAUCCAGAGUGAAUCUGUGGUCGGCGGCUUUGCCGUCGCCUGGCUCACUACCACGCCUGAUCUAUUGAAGCCUUAUGCGGUCCGCCAAUCCAAGUUUCAGAAUCAUAGUUACCAGUUUCCUCACAACAUAAACAUGACGGUACAAAUCCGACCACCUUUUUUCAGGAUUUUCAUGACCUUCCUGUAUAUAAAUAGGUCAUUUUAUCCAUCUCUUUGA
This is a messenger RNA of Echinostoma caproni, 759 nucleotides long. The record is from the annotation of a GenBank genome assembly. Lineage: Eukaryota; Metazoa; Platyhelminthes; Trematoda; Plagiorchiida; Echinostomatidae.